Molecule: messenger RNA, 2173 nt
Organism: Lotus japonicus
Lineage: Eukaryota; Viridiplantae; Streptophyta; Magnoliopsida; Fabales; Fabaceae
Product: beta-glucosidase 11-like
Exons: 11
Coding region: 693-1790 (365 amino acids)
Biological process (GO): carbohydrate metabolic process
Molecular function (GO): beta-glucosidase activity
Source: RefSeq, a predicted model, not a curated record
GCUUGCAGGUUGCGAUUAACAAUUUUAAAGACUCACGAAAUCAGCAAUUUUUUCUGGGUCCUGAGUUCAAUUUUUCUGGGUUCAUGGUUGAAUUUUUUCUGGAUUCUGACGAGAGGAGCAGAGAGAACGGGAUCUGCUCUUUAACUUUUGGGGUGGGAGGGUGGAUUUCAGCAGAUCUGGUAUUUGGGAAAAUGAAAUCAAUGGCUGAAUUGAUGGUGGUCAAGACCUAUGGGCAUGGGUUUUUGUUGCCUGAGAUUAUGGUGGAUCUUGGACGACGGGGUUGCGGCCGUCAGAGGCGGCAGGUCGUGGUGGUUGUGGAGGUUGAGUAUGUGCUUGUCGUGAUGGGCUUCCAGAGAAGGGAGGAGAGGGAAAGGGAUGAGGGCAUUAGUGUCAAAGGGAAAAAAUAACUAAAAUAAAUUACACGUAUCACUAGGUUACCAAUAAGGCAUCUUUAUAGCAUAUUCUAUUUCUGUGGCUAAUAAUGCCUCGUGCACCGGUGCAAGACCUAGGCAUAUUGCACCUUAGUCAACACCGUAUGAAUUAUAUGUCUAUUAUCUUUUCACAAUUUGUCAAAGUUAUUUUAUGUGGCUGAGACUUAUUUCACUGCCGUGGGAGAGGCGGAUUCUUAUUAAGUUAUCUAAUUCUAAUAUGCUUGAUGUUUCAAAAACAGUUCAAAGGAAAAAGAAAGAGGGAUGUCAAAGAAGGUUGAAGAUGCUGCAAAUGAAGAUGGCAGGAAGCCUAGCAUAUGGGAUACCUUCGUACAUGACAAUGCAAGGAUAAGCAGGGGAGACGAUGACAUUGGAUGCAAUCAAUAUCACAAAUAUAAGGAAGAUGUCCAGCUCAUGGUGAAAACAAGCUUAGAUGCCUACAGAUUUUUCAUAUCUUGGUCAAGGCUUAUUCCAGAUGGGAAAGGACCAAUUAAUCCCAAGGGGUUGCAGUAUUACAACAACCUCAUCAAUGAACUAACAAGCAAAGGAAUUCAACCACAUGUUACAUUGCAUCAUUGGGACCUACCACAAGCACUUGAAGAUGAAUAUGAAGGAUGGGUUAGCCGAAGAGUAGUAAAAGACUUCACAGCAUAUGCUGAUGUGUGCUUCAGAGAGUUUGGCGAUAGAGUUAAAUAUUGGACCACAAUAAACGAGGGAAAUGCGCUCGCAAUUGGGGGUUAUAGUGCAGGAUUUGUACCACCUCAACACUGUUCUCCUUCCUCUACAUAUAACUGCUCCAGGGGAAAUUCCUCAACUGAGCCGUAUUUGGUAGCCCAUCAUGUUUUGUUAGCACAUGCAUCAGCUGCUAGACUGUACCGGAAGAAGUAUCUGGACACACAACAUGGAUUUAUUGGGUUUAAUCUUCUUACCUAUGGUUUUGUUCCUCUAACAAAUACUAGUGAAGAUAUAAAUGCCACUCAAAGGGCCAAAGACUUCUAUACGGGGUGGUUUUUGAACCCCUUUAUUUUUGGACAAUAUCCUGACAGCAUGAAAGAGAAUGUUGGCUCAAGACUUCCUGUCUUCACCAAAAGGGAAUCAAGUUUAGUCAAGGGCUCAAUGGACUUCCUAGGAAUAAAUAUCUACUUCACAUAUCUAGUUAAGAACAACCCAGACAGCCUGCACUCAGAGGAUAAAAGUUUCACAGCAGAUAUUGCCGCAGAGCUUCAAUACGUUCAUGAAAAUGGUACGUCUACAUAUGAGAUUCCAAUUACCCCCUGGUCUUUGAAUGGGUUACUUAAGUCACUGAAGAAAGAAUAUGGCAAUUUUCCAGUUUACAUUCGCGAGAAUGGUGUGCUUGACUGAGAUCAAUGUUGUGUCAGCAAACACAACGGAGGAAUUCAUCAUUAGAUGAUUUGACAAGGGUGAAGUUCUUGCGUGAAUACCUAGGGAGCCUGGUCGAUGUACUUUCAUUUUCAAGAAGGGACUUCACAGUAGGUGUAUCAUAUCAUAAGGUUACAUGAUCUUCAAUAUCAUCUAUAUUCUAUAUACUUUAGAAAAGAGGAAGGUUAUGAGCCUCACCUCGAUGAUUUGACACUCCAAGAAUGACUCUCACCCACCCCCCUUCUUUGCCUGACAAGUGUCACCUUCUUAUUGCUUUGGACCAAAAUAGUCAAAGCCCAUUUUGAUUUCAAGUUUUUUAUGGAGGCUCAUUAUUCAAAUCCAUUUGAAUGAUGAUUUUGUUUUUA